UUAAAAGGCGACUUGCCACCACUUUUGUUCAUAAUUAUAAAUAGUCAGCGAGGGAAGGAAUCGGUAUCAGUUGAUUCAAACUACUUGCCUAAAAAUGAAGUUCUUGAUUGUGUUUGUUGCUGUUUUGGCCGUAAGCGCCGCUGCCAAAAAGGAAGAAGGCGAAGAAAAGAAGCAAACCAAGCGCGGUCUUUUAGAUCUUGGAUACGGAUACGGCCAAGAAUCCCUUCUGGGCUCCUCCUAUGAGCUCUCCUCGCCCUUGUUGAAGUCCUAUGGAGCUCCAGCUCCACUCAUCAAGAGCUACGGCGCCCCAGCUCUGAGCUACGCAGCCCCAGCUUUGAGCUACGCAUCUCCAGCUCUGUCCAUCGCAGCUCACGCUCCAGCAAUCAGCUACGCCGCUCCCUCUCCCGUCUACACCAAAAGCAUUGUAGCUCCAGCGCUGAGCUACUCCGCCCCUGCUCCCAUCUACGCCAAAAGCUUGGCAGCGCCUGCCAUCAGCUACGCAGCACCGGCUUUGAGCUACGCAGCGCCCGCUCCGAUCUACAAGAGCUACGCCGCGCCCGCUCUGAGCUACUCAGCGCCCGCUCUGAGCUACUCAGCGCCCGCUUUGAGCUACUCAGCGCCAGUUUUGGCCAAGAGCUACGCAGCUCCUGCUCUCAGCUACGCCGCCCCUGCUUUGAGCUACUCAUCUCCAGUGCUGUCCAAGACUUUGAGCUACAGCGCACCAGCUCCCAUUUACGCUAAGAGCUACGGAGCUCCUCUGAGUCUAGGAUAUGGAGAUGCUAAGCUCUGGUGAAUUGAUUGAUAGGAAUAUUGCAUCAUAGAUAUAUAAGGAAACUCUGUGUAACGGCCGGUUAUUUAUUUGUAAUGUGAUAUUAAAUAAACUUGAUAGGAAAUGAAGAA
Dendroctonus ponderosae (mountain pine beetle) is the source of this 900-nucleotide messenger RNA. RefSeq names its product cuticle protein 16.5. Bases 95 to 793 code for a protein of 232 amino acids. Gene Ontology annotation, cellular component: RNA polymerase II transcription regulator complex. NCBI's taxonomy places the organism in Eukaryota, Metazoa, Arthropoda, Insecta, Coleoptera, Curculionidae. The transcript has 2 exons. Gene Ontology annotation, biological process: positive regulation of transcription by RNA polymerase II. The record is from RefSeq and is a predicted model, not a curated record. Gene Ontology annotation, molecular function: transcription coactivator activity.